GCAGUCUUAACGCGGAGUUAAGACGUGGUGGAGUCCAUUCAAUCAACAUGAGAAACUACGCGGACAAGUUUAAGGUGAUUCUGCUGCUGGGCCUGGCAUUUUCAGCAGCAUGCGUAGCCGAGGAGUCAGCCGACGAGAAAAAAUCGGCAUCUGCUUUACCGAGCGAAGAUAAAUCGAAGCCAAAACGAGGUUUGGAUCUGGGUUACGGGGGAUUCGGGGGCCAUGAUUUCGGGGGCCACGAUUUCGGAGGGCACGACUUCGGCGGCGGCGGCGGCGGCGGUUUCGGAGGCGGCGGCGACACCGUCGGCAUCCACGAGGGACACAUCUCGGCGAUAACGAUAACCAAAGAGAAGAAGGUACACGUCCCGGUUCCCUAUCCCGUCAAGGUUCACGUCGAUCGGCCGUAUCCCGUUCACGUCCCGGCGCCGUACCCCGUCACCGUCGAGAAGCACGUCCCCUAUCCCGUCGAGAAACACGUUCCGUAUCCAGUUAAGGUGCCGGUGAAGGUUCCCUACCCCGUAAAAGUACCCUACAAGGUCCCCUACCCCGUCCACAAGCCAGUUCCGUAUCCCGUGAAAGUGCCCGUCGUCGUCAAGGAGCCCUAUCCGGUAUUCGUUAAGGAGCAUCAUCACCACGAGGGUGGCGAAUUCGGUGGUGGAUACGGCGGCGGAGGAUUCGGGGGAUCCCACGGGUUCGAGUCCUUUGGUCAUCACUAGAUAAUUUCCCUAGAUCGUUCGUUUUACCCCAGAUUUUAUUGGGCACUUUUAUCAAUGCAUGUUUGCGGUUUUUUUUUUCUUGUUUGAACAGAGGAGCAAGGUAAAUGAGAACUGUGUGAAUUUGUGAGGGCAAUGUGUAAGCAAUAUGGCGGUGAGGAUCUGACUGUCGGCGGAUUAGUUUCAGGUCAAUUAUCCCGAUACGAGAGUACUGACAAUUCCGUGCAAGCUGUCGAGUUUUAGUUUUUACACGUGCAACAGAUGUACUGCAAAAAAAACGACAAAAAAAGUUGUUCAAAAUUAAAUAUUACACAGUUCAAGCAACGCCAUAUUUUCAUUACCGACAGAGUCGACUCUCGUUAUUACCAACUUCAACCGUAACAUAUCGUCGACUCAAUCGUGAUCAGAUAUUCCACAAAACAGGGACGAGUUCAAUGCGAGUAAUUUUAAACAAGCUUCACAAAUACUUUCGAAAAGUAUAUGAUCACGAUAAUCCUCUGUCAAAAUCCACCCGCUUUCCACGCAGAUUUGGAAGAGGGAAAAGUCUCCCUGUAAGGAUAAACGGUGUUGUAACGCGAGACGAAUGCGUAAUCAUAUUUCCAGUCACGUUUCUGUUAGGAAUCAUAUUGGCACUCUCAAUGACGCGAAGAAAAAUUUUGCAGCGUAAAAGAUAUAUAUUUUCAUUACAGAAGAAAAUUUUGCGAUUAUUCGCGUACGGUUUACCGCAUCUUUCUAUCACUUUUUGAUAAAUGUAUUUUGAUACGAAUGUACAGGAAAAGGGAAAUUAUUAUGUAAUGUAACUUUGAUUUGCAGACCUCAAAAGUUGAUCCGUAAAUUAUAGAUUAUUUUUUUUACCGCAUUCGAUUCUAAAUUUUGCUCAAUAUUAUUAUUAUAUAUAAGGUCACUGUGAAAUGCGUAUAAAGUGUAAAAUAUCUCUGGAAAAUUCUAUACGAUAUCCUGAUAUUUAUCAUUUUCUUUUUCCACUGAAGUAAAUUUGUCUCGCUUACUGCAUA
Molecule: messenger RNA, 1726 nt
Organism: Diprion similis
Lineage: Eukaryota; Metazoa; Arthropoda; Insecta; Hymenoptera; Diprionidae
Exons: 2
Coding region: 48-716 (222 amino acids)
Source: RefSeq, a predicted model, not a curated record